Messenger RNA from Auanema sp. JU1783, 558 nucleotides. Lineage: Eukaryota; Metazoa; Nematoda; Chromadorea; Rhabditida; Rhabditidae. The record is from the annotation of a GenBank genome assembly.
AUGGCGUUUUUUCGAUCAAUACUUGAAAAAAUCUCUAAUAUCAGUAAGAAUAAGUAUCCUGUUCCUCAUAUUGAAGGAGCUGAUUUGAUCAUUGUCGACUCUUCAGCCUUAUGUUGCCCGGUUUGCUUCAAUGUUUAUUCCCACGCUCCCCUAAUACUGUCUUGUGGUCAUACAUUCUGUUCUCUCUGCAUUAAAGGAAUAACGUCUCGUGAUCAUUUGACUGAAAGGGUGAAUAAUGACCUUACCUUCUCCUGUCCUAUGUGUAGGGAGCGCUGUUCUUCCAAGAGAAUUGUAAAAAACUAUGUUGUCGAAGACAUUCUGAGCAAAGUUGGAGAUUUGCCUAAAGAUGAGAAAGCAAAGGAGGUAGUGCAAAUAGCUACAUUAAAACUAUCUAAACAACGAUUAGAAUCAAAGUGCCAAGAACAAGCAUCUGUGAUAGCUCGUUAUAAGCGGGCGAACGAAGAAGUUAAGCGCCGUGAAUUCCGGAACUAUUCCCUUUUCCUAAUUUCCUUUGCAUUGUACAUAGUAUUGUCUAAGUAUUUCGGAUAUUUCCGUUAA